Anthostomella pinea is the source of this 333-nucleotide messenger RNA. NCBI's taxonomy places the organism in Eukaryota, Fungi, Ascomycota, Sordariomycetes, Xylariales, Xylariaceae. The record is from the annotation of a GenBank genome assembly.
AUGGGUCUAGCAUACAACACGUAUCUCAACAGCAGCAGGAUCUACGGAUGCAAGAACUGCAAGGCGCACCUCGCGAACCAUGAGGAAAUAAUCAGCCGUAACUUCCGAGGCCAACACGGCAAGGCGUACCUCUUCAACACGGUGGUAAACAUCGACUCGGGCGAGCCGUCGGAGCGUAGCAUGACGACGGGCCGCCACGUCGUGCGCGACAUCACCUGCCGCCAGUGCAAGGACACGGUCGGCUGGAAGUACGACAAGGCCUUCGAGACCACCGAGAAGUACAAGGAGGGAAAGUUCAUUCUCGAGGCCGAGCUGCUGUGUAAUGUCAGCUAG